Messenger RNA from Symbiodinium sp. CCMP2456, 1854 nucleotides. The record is from the annotation of a GenBank genome assembly. NCBI's taxonomy places the organism in Eukaryota, Dinophyceae, Suessiales, Symbiodiniaceae.
AUGUCGCGCGUUGCACUUAUUACUGGAAUCACCGGGCAGGACGGAGCCUAUCUCGCCAAGUUCCUGCUCGCCAAAGGCUACACCGUUCAUGGAAUGGUUCGUCGUGGCAGUACUUUGCCAUUUGAGCGAAUUGCUGAUUUGACGGAUAAGAUCGAAUUGCAUCAAGGCGACUUGCUCGAUCAGAUGGCCCUCAAUCGAUUGCUUGAACAUGUUCAGCCGACCGAGGUCUACAAUUUAGCUGCCCAAAGCUUCGUCCCGACCAGCUUCGAUCAGCCAAUCCUGACCGGCGAAGUUACCGCAUUGGGGGUAACGCGAAUUCUGGAAGCGGUUCGGACGGUCGAUACGAACAUUCGUUUUUACCAGGCAUCUAGUAGUGAGAUGUUUGGGAAGGUUUGCGAGGAGCCUCAGGACGAAAACACGCCGUUUUGGCCGCGAAGUCCUUAUGGCGUCUCCAAGAUGUACGGUCACUGGAUGACAGUGAAUUAUCGUGAGAGCUACGAUCUAUUCGCGUGCAGUGGUAUUUUGUUCAAUCAUGAGUCGCCCUUGCGAGGGUUAGAGUUUGUGACUCGCAAGGUUACCAAUGCUGUCGCCAAGAUCGCUCAGGGCGAGCAGAAAGAGCUUCGUCUUGGGAAUCUUGAUGCCGAAAGAGAUUGGGGAUUCGCUGGCGACUACGUCGAAGCGAUGUGGUUGAUGCUGCAAGCCAAGCAUCCCAACGAUUACGUUAUCGCAACCGGAAUCAAACACACUGUCCGCGAAUUGUGCCAAGUCGCCUUCGAGCAUGUUGGGCUCGACUGGGAAAAGUAUGUUGUCGUUGAUGAGCGAUUCUAUCGACCCGCGGACGUGAAUACACUCUGCGGUGAUGCCACUAAAGCUCGUGAUGAACUCGGUUGGAAGCCGAAGACAAGCUUCCAAGAGCUCGUCCAUAUGAUGGUCGACACCGAUAUGCAACGUGCGCUGGUCACCGGUAUCAAUGGUUUUGUCGGUCAGCACUUGGCGGCUUACUUGCGGUCGUGCGGCGAUGAGGUUUGUGGUACCUACGUUGGAAGCCAGCCAUCUACACCCACCGACCUGAAGUGGGAAAUUUCUCAGCCUGCGACACCUUCGAUUAUCGACACGCUUAAGUCGUUUGCUCCCGAUGUGAUUUACCAUCUCGCAGCGAUAAGCCACCCCGGCAGUUGCGGAGAUGACUUACCGACCGAGCAGUGCAAAGCCGUUAACAUUCUUGGGACGCGACACGUCGCAGAGCUGGCAUUGGCGUUGCCUUCAGAGCCUAAGAUUUUGUUCAUCAGCAGCAGCAAAGUGUACGGCAGCAGAACCGCCGAUCAGCCAUGGGCUAAGGAGGAUGACGUUCUGCAGCCGAAGGGUGGCUACGCUCACAGUAAGUGGGCGGCAGAGAAUCUGUUGCGGGAUCGAAUUUCCGACGGGCUGAAAGUUAUUAUCGCUCGGGCAUUUAACCAUACUGGCCCCAAUCAGAGCUCUAUCUAUUUGGUCCCAGAAUGGUGCCAGAAAGUGGCGUCCGCUGAAGGACCUCAAGUGGUUCGCUCGCUGAACACGUCACUUGACUUGAGCGACGUACGAGACGUUGUCCGCAUCUAUCGGAUGCUCGUCGAGAAGGCUCCGCUAGGUGAAACGUUUAACGUAGGCAGCGGGCAACCGGUCACGACGGCCGACAUUUGGGACACACUUUGUGCGAUUCGUGGACAAGUGGUCGAAGUCUCGGCGGAAAAGCUGGAAGCAUCUCAGCAGCCGAUUGCUGACGUGACUAAGUUGCAUGAAGCGAUUGGGCCACUUCAGCGAAUUUCACUUCGGGAGACGUUGGAAGGCGUUUAUCGCAGCGUGAAGGCAGCAGGCUAA